AUGUACAUGUUGCAACCAUGGUUGAAGACUCAAGUGUCCACAAAAGCCCCAAAAGAACAUGUUAAUGUUACAAAUAACAUAUUAGCAGGAGCAAGCGCGUUGGUUGUACUUGUGAUAACCGUUGCUGUUGCAUGUGUGUGCCGGUUUUACAGACGGAGUCUUGGGAGUCAUGUAACAGAAAACGUCGUUCCUGUGAACAACCCCGCAAUAGAAAGGCGCUUAAAACGAAAUGUCCGACCGCCUUUCAACGGAGUGAUGAGUAGGAUUUAUGAUGAGAUUGAUCCUGGGAUAUUUGUUUCCGAGAGUCCGCUAGCAAAUGAGGAUGCGCGUAUGCCCUUGCAAGGAUUAACAAAGGUAGAACGCUAUGAGACGCUAGAUCGCUCGGGGUUGAGAGAUGAAUCUAAAUACAAUACGAUUGUUUCUUGUUGAUAGCAGUAAGCGGAGAAAGUACUUUUAAUUCGUUUGUUGCUGUUUAAAUAUGAAGCAAAUCAGAAACUAUACGAUUUGGGUAAGAAAACUUUUCUUGUACAAGUCCGUACUACAUUUAGUACAUACGAAGUAAAUCAGAAGAUUAAUGUCAUCAAGAAGUAGUGAAGUGUGUAUUUAACUCAGUGAAGUGUUGACAAUUGGUACGGCCACUUGUUAAUGUGUCGACGAUCAGGAAAUGAAAUACAACGGCUGCGAGAUUUAUCAUAUUAUGUUUUUUAACAGGCCUUUUACUUCGUUGUGAUUUGAAAGUAUGUUGUUUUAAAUUCUAUAAUAUGCUGCACCUGUAAAUAUUUACAUUUUUAUCAUCUUUUACACGCAUUACUUAUAUCAUUGUCUUAAAAGUAUUGUAGAUAUCAUUUGUUUGCAUUCUCAUGUUUAUUCUUUAACUUUCUAGUUGCAAAUAUACAUCGUCUAUAUCUCGCCAUUAAACACUUUGUAGAAUUAACCAGUAUGCUUCCAUAAUAGAAGUGUGUGUCAAUGUCAAAUACCCUAAUUCGGAUAAAUCGCCUACUAUAUUUAUUUAGUGAAUUUAGCAUCGUAACAACUCGUGUCAGAACCGGUGCAUCAAAAUAACGGACACGUUUAAUUAACGAGACAAAGUUUAAAAGAGUUUCGCCUUAACAUGAUGCUUUGCAAUAAAAAAUGUGUAUGUCACUGCAUGAUUUCCAAAUUAUCGAAGAAUCUUUAUGUUCUCAUUAUUCCUUUAAAACGUUCGAACAUGUGCAUUUCUCGGCAUUUAUAUUUAUGAAUUUGAGUUAUCCAUGCGUUUUAAUCAACAUGUCUGACGGAUAUAUAUACUCAUAGCAUUAAGCGAUAACAACAUUCUCCAAUAAACAAUGACACAAUGGCAGAAUCUACUUUCAGUGAAAAUAAUUUAACGCUUUAUGACACAAUGCUUAAGUAUCUGUCUCUGGUUUUACAGUACUGUGCAUGGAAACCCACUGAUUUGGUGAUAGGUUGACGCAUUUAUCAAAUCCGGGUCUGAUUAUGGUCACGUAAGCUGCACGCGGUUACUUGCCUUGUCUUUACAAACAUACCCAGCUCUUCAACAACGUUUCAUUAUAUUUGAGCCUCAUUCUGGGAAAACGGGGCUUAAUGAAUGUGCAGAUGAGCCUGUGAAGUCCGUAUAGUCUAAUCAAGGACAUAAUUUGUCGUUUAAUGGUAGUCUCUUCUUAGCCAAAAACCAAUGUGGAAGGAAAGAAACGAUUGCACAGGCUAACUUGGGACGACAGUUUACUCAAUGCAGUAAACCCGAUUUUCCAAUAGCGAGGCUCAUUUGUAUCUGAUGGCAGAAAAAACGAUCGAAUUUCGAGAUUUUGUAUAUUAUUAAAAAAAAGAACAACAAUUAGAGGACUUCUUUUUCCACGUGCAACGAAAACUAGAUCCGCACGAGACUCCACGCUCACGAUAGAUUUAGAAGUGUCAGAAAGUCAUGGCUGAGUGGUUUCAAUCCAACAACCCGUCUUAUUUUAAGUUGAUCUUAACCGUGUUCGAGGAAUCAUAACUAUCAUAUUAAAAGAAAUAGCAUUACAAGCGAUAGAAUUGAGAAUGAGUGUACAAUUGCUUUCUAUGGACUCCGAUGUAUACCCUUAGUCGGUAAUGUUCAUUUUUAAACUCUGAUAAAUGGUGCAUCAGAUCUGAUCUUAUCAGCAUGGAUUUUUGAAUUCUAUAUUUGAUCUAAGUUGUUUCCGGAGAUGCUGUAUAAGGCAAAAGCUAAUGGCAUUCAAGCGUGAUACGCUUUAACUCCUUGAAAAGCCUUAUGUCUGGUACUUAACCAUGGCGAAAAUGUAUACAAUGUAUACACACUGCGAUAUAUUGAACACAUCUCUCAUAGUUAAACAUUAUCACAUGCAUACCAUGCAGACGCUUUAAUUUGCAACGGUGUAUUAAAGAUAUGUGCAAUAUUUCAUAAAUCGUUAAAUUAUUUGUUAUUAAACGUCAAGCGGCCUUUUGUCCGGCUUUGUCCGCUAUAAACAUAUCAGUACCGUUUUGGACGCACUCACUUCAGCAUCGUAGAAAACUUGUUUAAGACGUGCUUACAUUUUACAAAUACGAUUGAAUGAAAAGGAAGAAA
Molecule: messenger RNA, 2563 nt
Organism: Dreissena polymorpha
Lineage: Eukaryota; Metazoa; Mollusca; Bivalvia; Myida; Dreissenidae
Exons: 5
Coding region: 1-429 (142 amino acids)
Source: RefSeq, a predicted model, not a curated record